CCCGCCCGCGGCCGGCGCUCGGGCGCGGGGUUACAACAGAGCGGCUGCCGGCGUGCUUGGGGAAGGACCCGCGUUCAUUGAUGACCACAAAUGUUAGCGGUGGGGCAGAUGGAUGCUAAUCGCCAGAGCGCGUUCGUCCUCAGCAGUACGCCGCUGGCCGCGCUGCACAACAUGGCCGAGAUGAAGACCUCCCUCUUCCCCUACACCCUGCAGAACCCCUCCGGCUUCAAGGCGCCGGCCCUGGGCGGACUCAACACGCAGCUCCCCUUGGGGACGCCGCACGGAAUAAGCGACAUUCUGGGGCGGCCCGUGGGCGCCGCCGGCAACCUCCUGGGCGGGUUGCCCCGCAUCAACGGACUGGCGGCCUCGGCGGGGAUGUACUUCAACCCCGCGGCCGUCUCCCGCUACCCGAAGCCGCUAGCGGAGCUGCCCGGGCGGCCGCCCAUUUUCUGGCCGGGAGUGGUGCAGGGCUCUCCCUGGAGGGACCCCCGGCUCGCCUGUCCCGCUCAGACGGGGAUGGUUUUGGACAAGGACGGCAAGAAGAAACACUCGCGACCGACUUUCUCUGGGCAGCAGAUUUUUGCUUUGGAGAAAACCUUCGAACAGACGAAAUACUUGGCAGGACCGGAGAGAGCCCGCCUCGCCUAUUCCUUGGGGAUGACCGAGAGCCAAGUGAAGGUCUGGUUCCAGAACAGACGGACCAAGUGGCGGAAGCGGCAUGCGGCAGAGAUGGCCUCGGCAAAGAAGAAGCACGACUCGGAGACGGAGAAGCUGAAGGAGAGCUCGGACAAUGAGGACGAUGACGAGUACAACAAGCCCCUGGACCCCAACUCAGACGAUGAAAAAAUCACAAGGCUACUGAAAAAGCACAAAUCCACGAACCUGUCCCUUGUCAGCCCCUGCAGCACCAGCUCGGACACCUUGUGAGGGCACGGGCACCGACGGCUGCUGCGGGUGGCCGCGGCUGGGUGAGCCACUGUGGUAGGCACCACGACAGAGAAUUGUAACUGGAUGUUUGAAGUGGUGUGUUGUACAGCCUAAGAUGUAUGUGAAAUGUAUAUAUUUUUUACAGAAUAAGUUAUGAAAUUAUUUUCCUUCUCAUCGAUGUAAAUUUCAGAGGAAUUUUUCCAACUUCUUGGUUUCUGUUUUGUGUCCCUUUAAGGUUUGCCCUUCUUUCUUUAAGCUUCCUUGCCAAUUUCCUGCUCCUAACAAUCAGAUUUUGUUAUGUUUUGUAUGGGUCACCAAAUCCAAGCUCAGCCACUUUGUAUAUAGUAAAUUUCAGAUUUUGUGAUGUAUAUUUCUAGCGUAAAAAUGGCUGUUUUCUUUCACUCCCUCCCUCAGUGUUUUGGCAGUUUGAUUUCUCCUGCCUCUGGACUUUAU
Messenger RNA from Phalacrocorax carbo (great cormorant), 1380 nucleotides. The record is from RefSeq and is a predicted model, not a curated record. Lineage: Eukaryota; Metazoa; Chordata; Aves; Suliformes; Phalacrocoracidae.